Rhagoletis zephyria (snowberry fruit fly) is the source of this 2104-nucleotide messenger RNA. RefSeq lists its product as uncharacterized. The record is from RefSeq and is a predicted model, not a curated record. Gene Ontology annotation, biological process: DNA integration. Gene Ontology annotation, molecular function: nucleic acid binding. Lineage: Eukaryota; Metazoa; Arthropoda; Insecta; Diptera; Tephritidae.
ACAACUGGCCUAACCAAUCAAAUGACGAGGUGCAGUUCUCACACUCGUGAAGUCCGGAUUGUUGCAAGGAUGCUCCGUUUUUGCGCAAGGCUCAAGAAAGCUAAUACAGAAAUCGUAAAAGGGCCUCUCACUGCUGAUGAACUAUACCGCGCUUUGUUAUGCAUUGUAUGGAACGUGCAACAACAAUAUUUUGCUGGAGGUAUUCGUCUUUUGCAGAAAGAGUCAACAACAAAUGGCAUGCUACGUAAUCUAAACCCUUUCUUGGAGUCUACUCAUGACUUUGAACUGUUGAAAGUUGGCGGACGACUUGAAUUGGCAGAUCUUCCAGAAAGCAGAAAGCACCCUAUUUUAUUACCUAGCAAAUGUGAAUUCGUCACGCGAUAUGUUCGACAUCUACACAUCAAAAACUAUCACGCCGGCCCGAAGGCGCUGGUGGGUUUAAUUCGUCUUCAGUUUUGGGUAAUUAAUGCACGCGAUAUUGCUAGACGCAUCGUCAGAUCAUGUAUACAUUGCAUUCGAUACAAGCCAAAACUACUCCAACACAUGAUGGGCAAUCUGCCUGUUGAACGCUUGACACCAUCGCGCCCGUUCGCCCGCUGCGGCAUCGAUUUUUGCGGACCGAUUAGCGUUUACCUUCGCAUUAGGGGCAAGGCUCCCUAUAAAGCCUACAUCGCCAUCUUCGUGUGCUUUGCUACAAAGGCAGUACACAUCGAAGUCGUCUCUGACUUAACCACGGAUGCAUUUUUAGCUUCGCUAAAGCGAAUGAUUGGAAGGAGAGGCCUUCCAACAGACAUCUUCUGCGACAAUGCAACUAACUUUGUCGGCGCGUGCAGCAAACUUGCGGAAUUGAAAGCGUUCCUUUUCAAGAAAGAGAACCAAAAUGUCAUCACCAAUUUUUGUACUAAUGAAUUUGUGAAUUUUCAUUUGAUUCCCCCCAGAGCACCUCAUUUCGGCGGCAUUUGGGAAGCCGCAGUUAAAUCAGCCAAGGGUCAUCUAAACCGCAGCAUCAUGAACGCCAGACUUACGUAUGAGGAGCUGACGACAGUACUAGUGGAAAUAGAAGCUGUUCUUAAUUCGCGGCCUAUCUCUCCACUCUCAUCUGACCCCAGCGAUUACGAGGCGUUGACUCCAGGGCAUUUCAUAACCGGCAGUGCGUUAAAAUCUCUACCGGAGCGAGCAAUAGCAAACAACAUCAACCUCGUCAACAAAUGGACUCAAAUCACCGCCAUCAAGCGCGAACAAAGUGGACCACUGACCAUGCAAACAUUGCAAAGGACGCUAUGGUUCUCAUCCAUGAGGACAAUGUGCCGCCACAGCGAUGGCAAAUUGGACGUGUUACAGAGGCCAUACCUGGAAAAGAUGCUCGAGUUAGAGUGGUCGACAUAUGCACCUCGAAGGGAAUCAUUCGCCGCCCUAUCCACAAAAUUGCAGUUUUACCAAUUUGAAAGUCCUUUCAACGGGGCCGGGAUGUUGGGUCACCUAACGACACACCCUGCAAGUUGGCGUAGGUCAAGAACAUCUAAAUACUUAUUUACUUCAUAUUCAAUUAUGUACUCGUUUAACUGUCGCAUUUUAUAUUUGUAAUAUAUGAGCAUGCACUCAAUUGUACAAACAGACACAUAUGUAUAAACUAAAACCUAACUUUGAUGCUCCCACAUAACUAAUUUGUAUAUACACACGCAUGUAUGCUUACAUAUGUACAUAUGCUAAUAUAACAGCGAGAUUUUGUCAUUUUGCUGUAUCACUCUUUCGUAUGUGCAUACAUAUUAACAUACAUACAUACAUUCACUACCUAAUAUAACUUGAAUUAUUACACUGAAUUGCCUUUUUGAGAACAUUAAAUAAAUCAGUCUACUGUUGACCACCAAGACGCCGUGUUUACCCUCGCAAUAUUUUCAGGUGGUUGUAGUUGAUAUCGGUUAAAUUGCACAGCCCAAUUUUCGAAGUUAGAUUCGUUUCGCUAACGUUCUGUUUGGAUCGCGGGUUGGAAAAAACCUUCCUCACCCUACAAAUAGUGUUGUUGCUUUAUGAAUACUUUUAUAUUAUUAUAAAUUAAAUGUGACCUUAAAUACAAGUCAAAUUAAAAUUUAAAUUAAUUAUUGGA